Messenger RNA from Arabis nemorensis, 657 nucleotides. The record is from the annotation of a GenBank genome assembly. NCBI's taxonomy places the organism in Eukaryota, Viridiplantae, Streptophyta, Magnoliopsida, Brassicales, Brassicaceae.
AUGAGAAUCUUCUUCGAGGACGCCAUAAGCGGUUGCUUUAGGAUUUCCGUUGAGGGAUACGACACUUCGCUUCCUGCGGAUGACAUCAAGGAUGUAUUGCGUAACCAUUUCUACUCAUGUGGAGAAGUCUGUGAGGUUGAAGUUCCCAGAGACCCUCUAUGUGCUUUCGUUUAUAUCCAGGGAAAAGACUCAGAAAAGCAUGCCCUGGCACUUAAUGGACGUGACCUGGGAGGAUGGAUUGCAGUUAUUCAGUCUUUACCGAAAAUAAAGUCUACGAUUGAUCCUAAUCUAGCGGGUGCUAUCAGAGCCGCACACGUCCGAAAACAGAGUAGCACUAUGAUUUGCAUCAAGGGAUAUGACACUUCCCUUCCUUUGGAUCAUGUCAAAAGUGCAUUGAUUAGACUUUUCUCUUCAUGUGGCGAGAUCACAGAUUUGUGUCUCUCAAAAGACUCCCGGACCAAUGUUCUCGAAAGUUGGGCUUCUAUUUAUUUUUACGGACAAGACGCAGCAGCGAGGGCCCUGAAACUUAGUGGAACUGACGUCGGAGGAUGGAAGGUAGUUGCUGAGCCUUUACCGGAACCCACUAGAGUCAUACCUGACCAUGGUUUUUAUUAUGGCUCUACUGUCCCAGCUAUCUCGUCGGACCAACAAGACUAA